AUGCCAAAGCGCACGACUAUCCUAUACACCAGCUCUGAUGGCAUCAAAGGGGCGGGUGACAACGAGCUGAUUCCCUACUACUGCAAGUUCUCCGGGCGGCACGCCUUCACGUCGGACGUCGACAUCGACACCCUCCCCCGCCGCCGCGCCGACAACUCGCGCAUCCUGGACCAGUCCAAGCAUACAGUGCGCCUCUACACCUCCGACGGCGGCGUCAAGCUGCUGCGCCGCAAGGACGGCGCCGUGGAGCGGCAGCACAGGCUCAAUGUGGGGCGGCUGCCGGUGGCGUACACGGCGGAAGCUGAGGGGCAGCUCCUGUACGUGAUGGACGGCGCAGUCACCGCGUUCACCAAGGACCCAAGCGCGAGCGACCGCAUCCCCGUGCCGCCCUGCAUCCGCAAGGGGGAGAGCGGCAGCACCGAGGUGGUGCUGGAGCUGGAGGACCGCCAGCAGCACACGGCCGUGGCCAAGAUCACCGGGUGCUGA
Monoraphidium neglectum is the source of this 486-nucleotide messenger RNA. RefSeq lists its product as hypothetical. The record is from RefSeq and is a predicted model, not a curated record. The transcript is spliced from 4 exons. NCBI's taxonomy places the organism in Eukaryota, Viridiplantae, Chlorophyta, Chlorophyceae, Sphaeropleales, Selenastraceae. The coding region runs from base 1 to 486 and encodes 161 amino acids.